AUGAACCUCAAACCUCCUCCUCCAAAACGUAUGAAAUUAGACAAUUCUAAUGAAUUUGAUGGAGACCCAUCAGGACAAAUUAACAGUGACUUCAGCAACUUAGAUGCUGACGAUGAUAUUUCCAGCAAAAUCGAAUUUGACCAAGAAGUGAGGCCUUGGUACUCAACCUUCUCAGGCAGUUGCAUUGCUGGCAAGCGAUGGAAGAAAGUUCUUGUGCACCUGCAGUGUGGACAGCAGCUGGUGGUGGAUGGGCUGUAUUGUGUCAAGCCUGUGAGAGGUGCCAUCCAUAUUCUCGGUUACCAGGUGCCCACUGGUCAACAAGUGCCUGUAUUCUCUCCCCGACACCAUGCCAUGCUGGCUGUGUCAUGCGCUGCUUAUCCUAGAGCUUCCCACUCCACAAGCUGUGGCUGCAUCACUUUAACAGAUGAUGUCCAUCAGCUUAAGCAAGAUUACUUCUUAUCCAAGGACCAGUUUGCUGCUCUACAACUGAAGCCAGGAUGCCAAGGAGUGGUGCUGGAGUUGACGGCUUACUCCACUGCCCUGCCCUCUGUGCUCUUUGCCUGCCAGAAGCCUUCACUUCUCAUGCACCUGCUGCCCUUAGAUGCCACAGGGCAGGACCCCCGUCACCCACUCUUCACCACCCACAGCCCCCGUCACUCACUCCUUGCCACCCACAGCCCCCGUCACCCACUCCUCACCACCUACAACCCCCGUCACCCACUCCUCACCCCCCACAACCUCCGUCACCCACUCCUCACCCCCAACAACCCCUGUCACUACCUCCUCACCACCUACAACCUCCGUCACCCACUCCUCACCCCCAACAACCCCUGUCACUACCCCCACCACCCCCUUAUCCUCUACCCUGGGAGCAGUGCUGCUGGUGCAGACCCUGACGCUGCUGGUGCAGACCCUGACGCAGCUGGUGCAGACCCUGAUGCUGCUGGUGCAGACCCUGACGCAUCUGGUGCAGACCCUGACGCAGCUGGUGCAGACCCUGACGCAGCUGGUGCAGACCCUGACGCAGCUGGUGCAGACUCUGACGCAGCUGGUGCAGACCCUGACGCAGCUGGUGCAGACCCGGGCCCGUGUGACGUGCUCGCUUGGUACGUCGCCUUGGAGGGCGUGAAGCCCGUGAUGGCCAGUAUGGAGGCGGGGCCCGUGGUGGACGUGCCUAGGGGCUGGGGGCAGGUGGUGGGCUGGGCUACCAACAUGGUCCAGCGUGGGGACCUUGCUUGGGGAUGCGCUCCCAAGACAUCCCCGACUCAGCCUGGCCUGCGUGUGUUGGUUGUGGGCGCCAGGGAUCUCGGCAAAUCGACAUUCGUACGCUACUGCGUCAACUCCUUCUUGGACGCGAGGUCGUCUCGUGAGGGCGCUUCCUCUGGCGGGGUGUGUCUGCUGGACCUGGACUGUGGCCAGCCCGAAGUGGGGCUUCCUGGGACCUUGUCUGUGGCACGCGUCCGACGUCCUCUGCUGGGACCUGGGUUCAUCUACAGCAGCGCCAGGAGCAGGAUGGACAGCAAGGAUAAACUUGCCAUGGUUAGCAGGCUACAAACGCGACGCAAGUUCCUGCACAAACUGCGACGAAAACUCGGCCUUGAGGUGCCUAGUGGGGGACUGAGUAAGGGGACUGACGCCCCAGGAGACGAUACUAGGAGAUAUGAACCUAUGGAAACCGACUAUGAAACCUGUCUGAGAAGCAAAAAAGCUCCCGGCAGAGAAUUUGGUAAAAAAUCAUCUCCUGUAAUUCCAGAGGCAAGUAAAUUUCCUAACUCGGGACUGGCAGCGCUCCAAGAUCUGCAAGAAAUGAUCGAAGAAAUGGAGUGGGAGACACAGAUGGAGCCGGUCGGGGAUGAAGUGAAACAGCUGAUCCUGGGUUCCACCAGUGCUCUGUACCACCUGCCCGAAUAUCUUAACUUGUUGAAGGAGCUGAUGGAGACAGUGGAGCAGAGCCACCACGACGUGCCCCUGGUUGUGAACACCAUGGGGUGGAUCCGAAACGAAGGCCUUGUGCUGCUCGCUGAGAUCCUGAAGCUGGUGAGGCCCACGCUUGUGCUGCAGGUCUGCACUGAGAAGGACGAUAGCCUCGACUGCUACAAUAUGAGUGACUAUCACAACAGCAGCGACUUCGUCACCACCUGCCUCCAACAAAGGGUCACACCCUUGUCCUACCAUCACUUCUUCGACUACCAGUACUGCCAGGUACAGGCCGGCAGCUCGAGGAGGCGCUACGCAAGGAAGAAAUUUGACGUACCUCGUCCUUUCCGUUCUGACCUCCGUCACCUGAACACCAUUUGUUACUUCAGCGGCGCUAUGUCGCACGUGAGGGGAGGGCGGCUGCUGAUGCCGCCCUCCAAGACCCUGAGCUUCUCUCGUGUGGGGAUUCACGUGACCUACGCCGAGGACCUCAGGGUGGUGCUUAGGUCCCAUCUCCGUGGCGAGCUGGUGGCUCUAUGCUCAACUCACGUUGACAACUUGGUUGAAAUCAGCGACGACCUGCCCCUGGGCUACAAACCAGCUCGUAUCCCAGACACCAAUCACAAAGAUAACCACCAAUCCGCGAACCACGUGAGGUUACCUUCUCACUUCUCCUUCUUCAGCAGGUGCUCCCUGCUUCCUCUGCCGGCAGGUGUGAGUAUCCAGCCGAGCAAAGACCCACUGGCCGUAAGAACCACGAGACCUCAGUACGCGGUGGUGGGCUGGGGGGUGGUGUUGACUGUGGACCUGAAGGCGCAUAACCUGCAGGUAGUGACUCCCCUCAGCCCCCAGCGCCUCGGCAGCGUCAACCUUGUGGUGAAGAGCUCGCUGCGGCUGCCGCCUGUACUGAAGCCCCUCUUCCUGGGCAGUAAUCUUAGUGAUGUGCAAAAAUAAAGUGCCAUGUCAUUA
Molecule: messenger RNA, 2886 nt
Organism: Hyalella azteca
Lineage: Eukaryota; Metazoa; Arthropoda; Malacostraca; Amphipoda; Hyalellidae
Exons: 5
Coding region: 1-2871 (956 amino acids)
Biological process (GO): cleavage in ITS2 between 5.8S rRNA and LSU-rRNA of tricistronic rRNA transcript (SSU-rRNA, 5.8S rRNA, LSU-rRNA)
Cellular component (GO): nucleus
Molecular function (GO): polynucleotide 5'-hydroxyl-kinase activity
Source: RefSeq, a predicted model, not a curated record